AUGCUCUCAUUACCUCAAUACAUUUUCAUAUUAUUAUCUUCAUCUAUAUUAUCGUACCAGUUUGACUAUAGAGCAGUUAAUGAUCAUCGAAACUUCACAUCAGCCCAAAUUCAUUGUAAGCUCUUGAAUUCAUGUCUUCCUUCGAUCCAUAAUGAAAAAUCGAAUGAAGACCUGCUAGAAAUCAGUAAAAAGUUUUUUCCUGACUUUUCUUUCACAUGGAUUGGAAUAACAACUAAUGAAUCUCGUUGGGAUGAUGAAACACAUAUAGACUUCUCAAAGUUUUCGUUAAACUAUAAUGAUUCAUCUAAUGGCUGUUUAGCCUUAGCUCUGAAUGGAACUUGGGUUCGGUUAGACUGCUAUGAAGUAUUGCCCUUUUUUUGUCAGACACAGCUUCUAUCAUCCGAUGAUAUGAAAAGUCCGGAGUCCGGUGGUUCACCUGGUAGUCAAGGUGAAGAUGAUGGAGGCUUCCCAAGAUGGCUUAUAAUAACACUUUCGGUGGUGGGAGCAGCAGGCUUGAUAUGCUGCAUUUCAUGGAAAUGCUACUUUCGAUUCAAAAAAGAAAUCUUUGAAUGGAAGGCAUUCUUAAUUGAUCGUAAGAAUGCAACUAUCAGGCUGAGAAAUGAUAACUCUCAUCUCCAUACAAUUCCUAAUCAAUAUCAAAAUAUGGAUGAAUUAGAUAUGGAAUGUGAUGAUUGGGAAAUAGAAAAAUCGAAGCUUGUUGUCUGUGAAAAUGAGAUGAUCGGAAGUGGAGCUUUUGCCAAUGUAUAUUUAGGACAUUUAUAUGGUGAAAUACCUCUGGUGAAACGAAGUGGAAACACACUUCGCAUAGAUAUCCAACAAGAAAGUGGGACAGAGCAUUACCAGGUGGCCGUGAAAAGGCUUCCACCGCAUGCAACAUCUGAUAGUAGGGUAGACUUCAAACAUGAAAUACGGUUCAUGAAAUCAUUAGGGUACCAUCCACAUAUUUUGAGUUUGCUGGGGGUUGUGACAUCCGUUAACUCUUUGAUUGUGGUAGAAUUUUGUGAGAGUGGAGACUUGCUUUCAUACAUACGGAAACAGAAAGAUGUUUUUCUAGAGUCUCUGAAGAAUCCCGAAUCUGAUGUGAAAUGCUUAUUGACCAUGAAACAUUUAUUAUCUAUAGCUUGGCAAAUUGCUGAUGGUUUACACUAUUUGGCAUCUUUGAAUUAUAUUCACAGAGAUAUAGCUGCCCGUAACGUCUUAUUAACGAAAUACAUGUCAGCAAAGAUAGGAGACUUUGGUCUUUGUCGUUCCAUGGAGACAAGUAUGUACACUGCAAAAGGUGGUAGACUGCCGAUCAAAUGGAUGGCAAUCGAAUCCCUUCGAUACUAUGAGUAUUCUGCUAAAUCAGAUGUAUGGUCAUUUGGAGUAUUAUUAUAUGAGCUGUAUACAGUAGGUCAAGUUCCAUAUCAAACAGUACAACCGCAAGAUAUGCCCAAGUAUCUCGAGGAUGGUAAUCGGCUACCGCAACCGGAAAUAUGCCCGAAUGAAAUAUAUGAAAUAAUGCUGAAAUGUUGGGAGGCUUUACCAGAUGCAAGAUUAGAUAUCCAUGAGGUACGAGAGAAGUUGACUAUGCUUCUGAACUCAGACAGUGAAACAUACGGAUAUGUGGAUUUGAAAGAUUUGACAAACGAAGUCUGUCCGAUUUGA
Molecule: messenger RNA, 1668 nt
Organism: Auanema sp. JU1783
Lineage: Eukaryota; Metazoa; Nematoda; Chromadorea; Rhabditida; Rhabditidae
Source: the annotation of a GenBank genome assembly